AUGCCCUCGUCGAAUGCCAUACCGGCGACCCCUCGUGUGAUCUCCCCGACACCCUCUGUUUCUGACCUGUCAGAGACGCCUGAUGGAUAUCUCGCACCAGUAACACGGUCAGCAGCGCGCCGACAGCGUCAACCACAAUCUACAGGGGUAGGCUCUGGGUCAGAGCGAGAAUCAAGGUCUCCCACCACACCCGCACCCUCCGCGCGUAAUCGCCGGUCGAACCCAAUGAUACCCGCCUCACCACCGCACUCGCCCAACGGCACUGCCUCAAAGGACUACCUAUCGCCGUUAAGCAUCCCGGACGCUCUGCGCGACUUGUCAAGAUCACCCUCGCCCCUCGGACUCAUCCCCCUCCAUUCCCGCUACCGCAGCUUCAUUCACCGCCAUGAAAUCCCCCGCAAGGUCUUACACGUGUCAAUCGGCUUCCUCACCUUAUCUCUGUACACCCGAGGCAUCCAAACGCUGCAGAUCACACCAGUACUCUUCACCGCAUUAGUGCCCAUAGCAGCCACAGAUCUAAUCCGUCACCGCUCCGAGAAGCUCAACAAGAUAUACAUCCGAUGCAUGGGCGCCCUCAUGCGCGAAACAGAGGUCAGCGGCUACAACGGCGUGAUCUGGUAUCUGCUCGGAGCGUAUGUGGCUCUACGCUUCUUCCCCAAGGAUGUCGGCGUAAUGAGCGUACUACUCCUUAGCUGGUGUGACACCGCCGCCUCCACAUUCGGCCGCUUGUAUGGUCGCUAUACCCCCCGCCUGCGGCCGGGCAAGAGUCUGGCUGGCACUUUGGCAGCCUGGUUCGUGGGCGUUAUUACCGCCGCAGCAUUCUGGGGCUGGUUUGUGCCUUAUAUUGGUGCCUUCCCCAAUGACCCGGAGGAUGCAUUCAUGUUCACGGGCCGCUUGAACCUGCUCCCGAACUGCCUUCGCGGUCUUUUGGGCUGGGAAGCCAGCGACUCGGCUGUUAUUACUGGUCCCUUGGCUCUUGGCGUCAUGAGCUUCGUUUCUGGUGUUGUUGCUGCCGGUAGCGAGUUCAUUGAUUUGUUCAGCUGGGAUGAUAACCUGACCAUCCCUGUUUUGAGUGGAGUUGGACUUUGGGGUUUCCUCAAGGUCUUUGGAUAG
Penicillium soppii is the source of this 1113-nucleotide messenger RNA. Its product is annotated as diacylglycerol/polyprenol kinase family protein. Gene Ontology annotation, molecular function: ATP-dependent diacylglycerol kinase activity. Bases 1 to 1113 code for a protein of 370 amino acids. NCBI's taxonomy places the organism in Eukaryota, Fungi, Ascomycota, Eurotiomycetes, Eurotiales, Aspergillaceae. The record is from RefSeq and is a predicted model, not a curated record. The transcript has a single exon. Gene Ontology annotation, cellular component: endoplasmic reticulum membrane. Gene Ontology annotation, biological process: phosphatidic acid biosynthetic process.